CUCUGCCCGCCCUUCCAGCCCCGUGAGCACCUUCCAUUCUGUUCUUCUGUGAGAUUCGCGAGUGAGACUGUGUGUCCUUGUCCCCUGUGUCUGGCUUAUCUCACUUAACAUGAUGACCUCAGGGUGUUUUUCCUGAACGUGCCGUUCGAUUCUAUCAUGGAGCGGCUGACCCUGAGAAGAGUGGAUCCAGUCACAGGAGAAAGGUACCACCUCAUGUACAAGCCGCCCCCCACCAUGGAGAUCCAGGCUCGUCUCUUGCAGCACCCAAAGGAUUCUGAGGAGCGGGUCAAGUUCAAGGUGGAUCUGUACUACAGGAACUCUGCCGAGCUGGGGCACUUCUACAGGUGGGCCACCACCAUCAACGGGGACCAGGACCCCUACACCGUCUUUGAGUACAUCGAGAGCGGGAUCAUCAAUCCCCUGCCCAAGAAAGGGCUCUGAUGGGCUCAGAGCAAGGAGCAGGCCCAGUGGACCCCGCCCGCCUCCUGGAAAACCCCACCAAGCCAAUAAAGAGCGCUGGUGACAGA
This is a messenger RNA of Marmota monax (woodchuck), 527 nucleotides long. RefSeq names its product adenylate kinase 8-like. Lineage: Eukaryota; Metazoa; Chordata; Mammalia; Rodentia; Sciuridae. The record is from RefSeq and is a predicted model, not a curated record. The coding region runs from base 157 to 441 and encodes 94 amino acids. The transcript is spliced from 3 exons. Gene Ontology annotation, molecular function: AMP kinase activity.